This is a messenger RNA of Bombina bombina (fire-bellied toad), 1052 nucleotides long. It is a transcript of the gene OAZ1, whose product is annotated as ornithine decarboxylase antizyme 1. Lineage: Eukaryota; Metazoa; Chordata; Amphibia; Anura; Bombinatoridae. Gene Ontology annotation, cellular component: cytoplasm; nucleus. Gene Ontology annotation, biological process: positive regulation of protein catabolic process. The record is from RefSeq and is a predicted model, not a curated record. Gene Ontology annotation, molecular function: ornithine decarboxylase inhibitor activity.
AGCUCGCCAUUUUGAGAGUCCGUUGGACGCAGAAGGCGGAGGAACUUCUGGUUUCUAGACCAGAGUGGCCGGAUGGUGAAAUCCUCCCUCCAGCGGAUAUUAAAUAGCCAUUGUUUUGCCAGAGAAAAAGAAGGAAAUAAAAGAAGCUGCAACAUGCCUCUACUGAGUAUUGACAGUAAUAGUAGUGAAAGUUCCAGAGUUUCUUUCAGUUGCUGUAGUAACCUGGGUCCGGGGCCUCGGUGGUGUUCCGAUGUCCCUCACCCACCCCUGAAGAUCCCAGGUGGGCGAGGGAAUAGUCAAAGGGAUCACAAUCUUUCAGCUAAUUUAUUUUAUUCUGAUAAUAGGCUGAAUAUUACAGAGGAGAUAACGUCCAAUAACAGAACCAGAAUUCUCAAUGUCCAAUCGAAACUUACAGAUGGUAAACAAGUGAACUGGAGAGCAGUGUUAAACAACAACAACCUCUACAUAGAAAUCCCAAGUGGCACUCUCCCUGAUGGAAGCAAAGACAGUUUAGCGGUUGUGUUGGAAUAUUCAGAGGAGCAGCUUCAAGUGGAUCAUGUUUUCAUCUGCUUUCAUAAGAACAGAGAUGACAGAGCUGCACUUCUGCGAACCUUCAGCUUUUUGGGCUUUGAGAUUGUGAGACCUGGACAUCCCCUUGUCCCUAAGCGACCAGAUGCUUGCUUUAUGGCUUACACCUUUGAAAGAGAUUCUUCUGAUGAAGAUUAGACCACCCUGCGAUGUUUGCAUCUUUUUUUGAGCUUUUUUGUUUGUUUUCAUCUUUAAAGAUGAAUUGUGAGAAAUCUUGUCAACAUCUAUUCAAUUUGCCUGUAUUGUAUUACUUGUUUGUACCCUGCUGGGGCAGGGUAGCAGAGGGGAUGGGAUGUUGAAAAUUUUUUUUCUCCACCAGAUCUUUUCCAAAACCUUUGUCUGCAUGUACUGACUUUUUUGAAUAAAUGCUCACUCCAGAUUAUAGCUAUAUCAUUGGAGGUUUAAUGUGUUUUUGUGAUAUCAAAGUAUUUGCUUUAAUUCUAAAUAAAACAUUUUAUAUUUUA